This is a messenger RNA of Elephantulus edwardii (Cape elephant shrew), 3471 nucleotides long. It is a transcript of the gene NOS2, whose product is annotated as nitric oxide synthase 2, inducible. Gene Ontology annotation, molecular function: calmodulin binding; NADP binding; flavin adenine dinucleotide binding. Gene Ontology annotation, biological process: nitric oxide biosynthetic process. Bases 1 to 3471 code for a protein of 1156 amino acids. The record is from RefSeq and is a predicted model, not a curated record. The transcript is spliced from 26 exons. NCBI's taxonomy places the organism in Eukaryota, Metazoa, Chordata, Mammalia, Macroscelidea, Macroscelididae.
AUGGCUUGUCCCUGGAAGUUUCUGUUCAAGUCCAAAUCCUCCCAGUAUGACUUGUCUGAGAUAAAGGACAUCAACAACAACGUGGGGAAAAUAGCUCAUCUAACCUUCAGUCCGGGAACACAGGAUGACCCCAAGCCUCACAGCUUCGACAAGCCCUGGAAUGAGUCCUCCUCACCCUUCACAGGGACGGAGCAGUCUCCAGCAUCCCGAGUCCAGCUGGUUGAACCCCCAUCGGCCUGUCCACGGCACGUGAGGAUCAAAAACUGGGGCAGUGGCAUGACUUUUCAGGACACACUUCACCACAAGGCCAGCGCGAAUCUUGCUUGCAAAUCCAAGACUUGCCAGGGGGCCCUCAUGAGCCCCAAAAGUUUCACCAGAGGACCGAGGGACAAGGCUACGCCCCCGGAUGAGCUUCUACCUCAAGCUAUUGAAUUUGUCAACCAGUAUUACAACUCCUUCAAAGAGGCAAAAAUAGAGGAACAUCUGGCCAGGGUGGAAGCAGUAACAAAGGAGAUCGAAACAACAGGAACCUACCAGCUGACAGGCGAUGAGCUCAUCUUUGCCACCAAGCAGGCCUGGCGCAAUGCCCCCCGCUGCAUCGGCAGGAUCCAGUGGUCCAACCUACAGGUCUUUGACGCCCGGAACUGUACCACAGCCAAGGAAAUGUUUGAGCACAUCUGCAGACAUCUGCGUUACUCCACCAACCAGGGCAACAUCAGGUCAGCCAUCACCGUGUUCCCUCCGCGGAGUGACGGGAAACACGACUUUCGGGUGUGGAAUGCUCAGCUCAUCCGCUAUGCGGGUUACCAGAUGCCUGACGGCACCAUUAUAGGAGACCCUGCCUGCGUGGAGUUCACCCAGCUGUGCAUCGACCUGGGCUGGAAACCCAAGUACGGCCGCUUUGACGUGAUGCCUCUGGUCCUGCAAGCGAACGGUGGUGACCCUGAGCUCUUUGAAAUCCCCCCUGACCUUGUACUCGAAGUAUCCAUGGAGCACCCCAAGUAUGAGUGGUUUCAGGAGCUGGGGCUGAAGUGGUAUGCCCUGCCGGCCGUGGCCAAUAUGCUGCUUGAAGUGGGUGGCCUUGAAUUCCCGGGGUGCCCUUUCAAUGGCUGGUACAUGGGCACAGAGAUUGGAGUCCGGGACUUCUGUGACGUCCAGCGCUACAAUAUCCUAGAGGAAGUGGGCAGAAGGAUGGGCCUAGAAACACACAAGCUGGCCUCGCUCUGGAAAGAUCGGGCUGUCAUCGAGAUCAACGUGGCUGUGCUCCACAGCUUCCAGAAGCAGAAUGUGACCAUCAUGGACCACCACUCAGCUGCAGAGUCCUUCAUGAAGUACAUGCAGAAUGAGUACCGCUCCCGUGGGGGCUGCCCAGCAGACUGGGUCUGGCUGGUGCCCCCAAUUUCUGGAAGCAUCACCCCCGUGUUUCACCAGGAAAUGUUGAACUAUAUCCUGUCCCCUUUCUACUAUUAUCAGGUGGAUGCCUGGAAAACCCAUGUCUGGCGGGACGAGAAGCGGAGGCCCAAGAGAAGAGAGGUUCAGUUCAAAGUCUUGGCCAAAGCUGUGCUCUUCACCUCUGUACUCAUCCGAAAAGUCAUGGCGUCAAGAGUCAAGGUCACCAUCCUCUUUGCAACAGAGACAGGAAGGUCGGAAACACUGGCCCAGGACCUGGGAGCCUUGUUCAGCUGUGCCUUCAAUCCCAAGGUUUUGUGCAUGGACGAGUACAGGCUGAGUGACCUGGAGAAAGAGCAGCUGCUGCUGGUGGUGACCAGCACGUUCGGGAAUGGAGAUUCUCCCAGCAAUGGAGAGAAACUGAAGAAAUCACUCUUCAUGUUGAAAAAGCUCACUAACAAAUUUAGGUAUGCUGUGUUCGGCCUUGGCUCCAGCACAUACCCUCAGUUCUGCGCCUUUGCACAUGACAUUGACCAGAAGUUCUCCCACCUGGGGGCCUCCCAGCUCACUCCGACUGGGGAAGGAGAUGAGCUCAGUGGGCAGGAGGAAGCCUUCCGCAGCUGGGCCGUCCAGACAUUCAAGGCAGCAUGUGAGACAUUUGACAUCCGAGGCAAAAAUCAGAUUCAAAUCCCCAAGCUCUACACCUCCAGUGAGACCUGGGACCCACACCAGUACAGGCUUGUGCAAGACUUGGAGCCUUUGGACCUCAACAAAGCCCUGAACAGCUUGCACGCUAAGAACGUGUUCACCAUGAAGCUCAAGUCCCAGCAGAAUCUACGGAGUCCAGAAUCCAGCCGCACCACCCUCCUGGUGAAACUCUCCAGUGAAGACAGGCAGGCUUUGAACUACCUGCCUGGAGAACACCUCGGCGUUUUCCCAGCCAACCAGGCGGCCCUGGUUCAAGGCAUCAUGGAGCGCCUGGUGGAUAGACCUGCACCCCACCAGCCUGUGCACCUGGAGGUCCUCAGUGAGAACGGCAGCUACUGGAUCAAAGACAAUAGAUUCCCACCCUGCUCACUCAGUCAGGCCCUCACCUACUUUCUGGACAUCACCACACCCCCGACCCAGAUGCUGCUCCGAAAGCUGACCCAGCUAGCCACAGGAGAGGCUGAGAGGCAGAGGCUGGAGGCCCUGUGCCAGCCCUCAGAGUACAACAAAUGGAAGUUCACCAACAGCCCUACGUUCCUGGAAGUUCUUGAGGAGUUCCCAUCCGUGCGGGUAUCUGCUGCCUUCCUGCUCUCCCAGCUCCCGAUUCUGAAACCCCGGUACUACUCCAUCAGUUCCUCCCGGGACCACACCCCCACAGAAGUCCAUCUCACUGUGGCUGUGGUCACAUACCGCUCCCGAGGUGGCCAAGGUCCCCUACACCACGGUGUUUGCAGUACUUGGCUCAGUACCCUGAAGCCCCAGGAUCCAGUGCCCUGUUUUGUGCGCAGUGCCAGCGGCUUCCAGCUCCCCGAGGACUCCUCCCAGCCCUGCAUCCUCGUUGGGCCCGGCACGGGCAUCGCCCCCUUCCGCAGCUUCUGGCAGCAGCGGCUCCACGACAUUGAGCACAAAGGGCUCCAGGGAGGCCGCAUGACCCUGGUAUUCGGGUGUCACCACCCCGAUGAGGACCAUCUGUAUCGGGAAGAGAUGCAGGAGAUGGCCCGGAAGGGGGUGCUUCACGAGGUGCACACCGCCUAUUCUCGCCUGCCUGACCAGGCCAAGGUCUAUGUUCAAGACAUCCUGCGGCAGCAGCUGGCUGACGAGGUGAUCCAUGUGCUCCAUGAAGAGCAGGGACACCUCUACAUCUGCGGGGAUGUACGCAUGGCCAGGGAUGUGGCAAACACCCUAAAGAAGCUGGUGGCAGCCAGGCUGAGGCUGAGUGAGGAGCAGGUUGAGGACUAUUUCUUCCAGCUCAAGAGUCAGAAGCGCUAUCAUGAGGAUAUCUUUGGUGCUUUAUUUCCCCACGAGGUUAAAAAGGAGGGUGCAUUCGGCCUGCCCAGCAAUCCCAGAGCUUUGAUGACCCAUGGGACAAGCUAA